UUGACAGGGAAGCAACGAUACGGAAGUACAGGUGGUUUCAGCACAUUAAUCAUCUUGUUUUCUUGCACUUCUUUCUUCAAUUCGAGUAACAUGGCAGGGACAUCGCGGCAUGACCGAGAAAUGGCAAUCGAUGCCAAAAAGAAACUGGUGGAUUGUUCAGACCCCAUUGAGCGCCUGAGGCUGCAGUGUUUGUCACGAGGAUCAGCAGGAAUAAAAGGACUGGGCAGGACUUUCAGGAUCAUGGACGAUGACAACAGUCGCACACUUGACAUGAAAGAAUUUCUAAAAGGCCUGAAUGACUAUGGUGUGCUCAUUGAGAAAGAGGAGGCAAUGAAACUUUUUCAGCUAUUUGACAGGGAUGGCAGUGGACUCAUUGAUUUUGACGAGUUUCUUAGCACUCUAAGGCCACCAAUGUCUAUUGCUAGAAAGGAGGUGGUGUUACAAGCAUUUAAAAAGCUGGAUAAGACAGGAGAUGGUGUGAUUACAGUUGAGGAUCUGAGAGGAGUAUACAGUGCUAAAAAUCACCCCAAAUAUCAGAAUGGUGAAUGGAGCGAAGAGCAAGUAUUCCGCAAAUUCCUGGACAGUUUUGACUCUCCAGAUGACAAGGAUGGGAAGGUCACAAAAGAGGAGUUUAUGAAUUACUACUCCGGUGUAACAAAAGAUGAAUUUUGGAACUACUAUAGUGGAGUCAGCGCCUCCAUCGAUAGCGAUGUGUAUUUUAUUUUAAUGAUGAAGAAUGCAUGGAGGCUAUGAGUGAUUACGCUUUUAAAUGGGUUGAUAAUGAUUAAUACUUUUUUUUUUUUUUAAAUAAAACUACUGUAAUUUAGAUAAAUGGUAAAUGUGAUGCCACUGAAAUGCGUUGGAAGGUUAUGUACACUGAAUAAUGGAAAUACUGUAGAAGCCUGAAUACUAAUAAUCCUGUGUAAAAUGUGCGAAUUUUGUUAUUAGUUGUUUAGGUUAAAACACAUUGUUGAAUCAUGUUUGUGAUAUUAGCUGUUGUAGAAGUAUUGUGAUUCACAUUAUUAUGCAUGUUAUGAAAGAUGUUGGUUUAUUUUACAAAAAAAGUGAUAGUGGCUAAUAUAAUGUUUUGUUUUUUACUGUUAAAAGAACCUCCCUUUUUUGAUGAACAGAAUACGAAACUAAAAGUCAAAAACAUAAAGUUGUUGACAUUAGUAAAUCAUUAGGCAUCAUGAACUAACAAUUAAUCUAUUUUUACAGCAUUUAUUAAUCUUGGUAAAUAUUUAUUUUUUAAAAAAUACAGUCGUUCAUUGCUAGUUGAUGUUUAUUCAUAAUGCAUUAUCUAUGUUAACACGUCAAAAUGUGUUAGUAUAUGUUGA
Xyrauchen texanus (razorback sucker) is the source of this 1337-nucleotide messenger RNA. RefSeq names its product calcyphosine-like b (gene capslb). The record is from RefSeq and is a predicted model, not a curated record. Bases 91 to 753 code for a protein of 220 amino acids. Gene Ontology annotation, molecular function: calcium ion binding. Lineage: Eukaryota; Metazoa; Chordata; Actinopteri; Cypriniformes; Catostomidae. The transcript is spliced from 6 exons.